Molecule: messenger RNA, 1692 nt
Organism: Melozone crissalis (California towhee)
Lineage: Eukaryota; Metazoa; Chordata; Aves; Passeriformes; Passerellidae
Gene: RELL1
Product: RELT like 1
Exons: 7
Coding region: 1-1407 (468 amino acids)
Biological process (GO): positive regulation of p38MAPK cascade
Cellular component (GO): plasma membrane
Source: RefSeq, a predicted model, not a curated record
AUGCUGGUGCACAUUGCUCCUGACACAGCCCCGGCACACAGGAGCUGCCAGCACAGCGAGCACAGCCCGAGGCAGCGGCGGCAGAGAAGCCUUCCCUGGCCGCAGCUGACACCCACAGGGAGACACUCCCAAAGCUGCCCGGGUGAGAGGCUGCCCCGUGGGCAGUUCCGUGAGCGUGGCCCUGCACUGACCCCAGGCACUCGGGAGCCAUUGUGGCACAAGACCAAUGCCGUGCAAACGGGUCAAGGAGUCACCUCGGGCCUUCAGGACACGAUGCCCCGCGCCCAUCUUGCCCCCUCGCUGCACCCCAGCAUUGCGGUUGCCGGGCUCAGGAAACCACGCUGGCACAGCCACCCCGGCUCGGCGGUUCCCACAGCAGCUGCGGCAGGGCGGGCGCUGCGGGGCAGCACGGCCCCGGGCCGGCGGCCCCGCGCAGGCGCCGUGCGGGCAGGGCGCGCCCCGCCGCCGCUGGGCCGGGCCGGGCCGGGAAGAGCGGCAGCGGCUCCGCUGCCAGCGCGCAGCAGCGCGGGCAAGGCGUCGGGACCGGUAGCGAGCGGCGGGAUGCCGCCGACUGCGCCAUCGCUGGGCCUGAUGGCUGACGGGCUGGGCAACAGCUCCGCUCUCGAUGGAGAGGAUCCGUGGGUUUUGUCAAGCCAUGGCUUACAGACAACUACUUUGACAACUAAAGUGGAUGGCAGUGAUGGCAAGCCUGAACACCUAGAGUAUAUUGCCUUUGCUUUGGUUCCUGUUUUCUUCAUCAUGGGUCUCUUGGGCAUCCUUAUCUGCCAUAUCCUUAAGAAAAAAGGAUACCGUUGUACAACAGAGGCUGAAGAACUAGAAGAAGAAAAAAUUGAUGAAAAAAUAGAAAUGAAUGAAACUAUACAUGAGAAUAGCGACACUGUGGGACAAAUUGUUAACUACAUCAUGAAAAAUGAAGCAAAUGCUGAUGUGUUAAAGGCCAUGGUAGCAGAUAGCAGUGUCUUUGAACCUGAAAGCCCAUUAUCUCCUACCUCUCCUGAGAGUCCAGUGAGUCCAGGGACUCCUUUGUCACCAGGUGUUGUUCCAUUCAGACACAACUGCAAAGCCCAUCACUUCCAUACUGUUGGAGGAGUGGUGGAAAAGGAUGUUUGUACUCGCUGUAGCCACAAACGAUGGCACCUUAUAAAGCCAGCUCAAAAAUCUAAAGAGAACAGAAGAAGUCGUAUUGGAGAAGUUACAGUGCUUUCUGUGGGAAGAUUUCGAGUCACAAAAGUGGAUCACAAAUCCAACUCGAAGGAGCGGAAGAGCCUGAUGUCCGUUACUGGCGUGGAGAGCGUCAAUGGGGAGAUGCCCGCGAAGCAGGACGUGAGCGAAGCGCCCGCCACGCCUGCCAAACAGGACAUGCAAGAGAGGAGGAGCUCAGAGUGAAGGCAGGUAUGAAACAUCUGAACAUGAGGAACUCAUGCUGGAGGUGUUAUGUUGUGAAAUAUGUGAAGGUAAUCAGUACAGUUGAAAAUGCGUCAGUUCUGUGUGAAAACUCAACUUUUAAUUUCAAAAUUCUCUACACAAGUCUGCAAAAAUUAUAUGUGGUCACUCAGUUAAUAAUAAGUUAAGCAAGGCUUUUUUAUCCACCAAAUUCUUAUCUAAUUGUUUAUUCAGAUUUUGUAAUUAGAGUAGGUGUUGAAAUAACUUUUGUGGGUGUAGCAUCACUAG